CCGCCCGCCCCGCGCCGUGCGAUCCCGGUCCCCGCAGCGGCCCGGAGCCCUGGAGCCGCCGCCAUGGGCCAGGCCCGCCCCGCCGCGCGCCGCCUGCACAGCCCGGACCCCGGCGCGCAGCCCGCGCCUCCCCGCCGCCGCGCCCGCGCCCUGGCGCUGCUCGGAGCCCUGCUGGCCGCCGCCGUCGCCGUCGCCGUCGCCGCUGCCCGGGCCUGCGCGCUCCUCACCGACGCCCAGGCGGCCGCGCGGCAGGAAUCGGCCCUGAAGGUCCUGGGGACAGAUGGCCUCUUUCUCUUUUCCUCGCUGGACACUGACCAGGAUAUGUACAUCAGCGCAGAGGAAUUCAAACCCAUUGCAGAGAAACUGACAGGCUCAGUUCCUGUGGCCAGCUACGAGGAAGAGGAGCUGCCCCAUGACCCCAGCGAGGAGACUCUUACCAUAGAAGCCCGGUUCCAGCCUCUGCUCACGGAGACUAUGACCAAGAGCAAAGAUGGCUUCCUAGGGGUCUCCCGCCUCGCGCUGUCAGGCCUCCGCAACUGGACCACAGCAGCCUCGCCAAGCGCAGUGUUUGCCGCCCGCCACUUCCGGCCCUUCCUGCCACCUCCAGGUCAGGAGUUGGGCCAGCCCUGGUGGAUUAUUCCUGGCGAGCUGAGCGUCUUCACGGGCUAUUUGUCCAACAACCGCUUCUACCCACCACCACCCAAGGGCAAGGAGGUCAUCAUCCACCGCCUUCUGAGUUUGUUCCACCCGCGCCCCUUCGUGAAGACCCGAUUCGCCCCUCAGGGCACCGUGGCCUGCCUGACUGCCAUCAGCGAUUCUUACUACACUGUGAUGUUCCGGAUCCACGCCGAGUUCCAGCUCAGCGAGCCUCCUGACUUCCCCUUCUGGUUCUCGCCGGGCCAGUUCACUGGCCAUAUCAUCUUAUCCAAAGAUGCCACACACAUCCGUGACUUCAGGCUGUUCGUGCCCAAUCACAGGUCCCUGAAUGUGGACAUGGAGUGGCUGUACGGGGCCAGUGAGACCAGCAAUAUGGAGGUGGACAUUGGCUACGUCCCCCAGAUGGAGCUGGAGGCUGUGGGCCCCUCGGUGCCCUCUGUGAUCCUGGAUGAGGACGGCAACAUGAUCGACAGCCGCCUGCCCUCAGGAGAACCCCUCCAGUUUGUGUUUGAGGAGAUCAAGUGGCAUCAGGAGCUGAGCUGGGAAGAAGCUGCCCGGCGCCUAGAGGUGGCCAUGUACCCCUUCAAGAAGGUCAACUACCUGCCGUUCACGGAGGCCUUUGACAGAGCCAAGGCUGAGAACAAACUUGUUCAUUCCAUCUUGCUGUGGGGGGCCCUGGAUGACCAGUCUUGCUGAGGUUCCGGGCGGACUCUCCGGGAGACCGUCCUGGAAAGCCCGCCCGUACUCACUCUUCUCAAUGAGAGCUUCAUCAGCACCUGGUCCCUGGUAAAGGAGCUGGAAGACCUGCAGGUCCAGCAGGAGAACACGCUCCACAGGCAGCUGGCAGGCCUGCACCUGGAGAAGUACAGCUUUCCUGUGGAGAUGAUGAUCUGCCUGCCCAAUGGCACUGUGGUCCACCACAUCAACGCUAACUACUUCCUGGACAUCACCUCCGUGAGGCCUGAAGACAUGGAGAAGAACAACGUCUUCAGCUUCUCCUCCACCUUCGAGGACCCGUCCACAGCGACCUACAUGCAGUUCCUGAGGGAGGGACUCCGGCGGGGCCUGCCCCUCCUCCAGCCUAGUCCUAGAGAACCUGGGCCUGGUGAACACCCGGCAGACAGAGUCCAUGCGCCUUAGAGCCACAGUGUCCUGAGUCCAUUUCAGACUGGAAGUGGUCCCCACCUCAUUCAUCUCACUCCAAGGGCUUCAAGUCCCCCAAAAAGGGGCCUGGGGAGACCUCCAUGGACUUCCCAGCCGUGAUGGAGUUGAGGACCCCGGUGUGAAUAAGGAGUGGGCUGGAUAGGUAGACGCCCCUUCUUUCUAGGCUCUCCUUUCCAGCCAAAGGAAUCAAAAGAGCUAGGCCUGGGGGACCAGCCUAUGCCUGCUUGGAGCCCUCUACGCGGGCCAUCAUCUAGGUAGCCUUCUGUGCACAGCGCCCCCAACUGGGCUCAUUGUCACCUGGAGACAGCCGCCUGGCACCUGUGCUCAGAGCCCUUUGACAGAAUGUAGACCACCUUGUCGCACUUCAGCCCAUUGACCUGACCCCGGCCCAGGCCUGUGUGGGGAGCUGAAGAUAUUCACCAUGAAGUAGGUUGCAAUAGGUUCCUGACCCCUGUCUCAUAGACAUGUGUCCCAGUCAGAGAGCGCAGUCGCGCAGUCUCUUAUACCAGCACUGUCUAGGUCAGCCCAGGGUACUGUCGGUCAACUGAUUGACCGCUGGAUGGCCACCAGUUCCCAUUGGCUACUUUUGGGGACUUGGUGAACAUCUUGAACUGCUGACCACGGCCAGUCUUUUUUUUAUGCAUACAGAAGAGUGUUUUUAUAAGAACUUUCUCACAGCUUAUAUUUUUGAAAACUCUGAAUGCUGAGGAGAAAGAAGGGGGGCAGGGGCUUCCCCCGGCAGCAGCCGCAUGAUGGCUGGGUCUGAAAUCCCAAGUGGAUCCAGCCUGAUGUCCUCGCAGCUGCACAUGGGGAACAAUCCCUUCUUCCUUCUCUUCCAACUUUUUACAAGCAGCCAUGGUUCAGUAGUUCCCAACCCUGCCCUGUGUUCCACACUCCCAAGAACCGCCUUGAACUCAGUAAGUCAGAGCCUUCGCGACAUCAGCCAGGUCCCUGUGUGCCGUUUCUUUCCCUGGCCUCACCAGGGCCUCGGGCUUCACCCAUGCAGAGGAAGGUGUGUAGACUUUCCCCGAGUCCUGUUCCCCAGCCUGCCCCUGGGGUCACCACAUGGAGCCCCCUUUACCCUCUUUGGCUCCCAAGAGCCUUGUCCCUCGGGUGCCCUGUGAAGAUCCCAUACAUUUUCUCAUAACAAACUAUGAAUUGGCAAAUCGCCCCCCAUUGGAAGACAUUGGAGUCUUAGGGAAGCAAAGUGACUUCCUCGGGUCACUCAGAGGGCCAGAGCUGUGAUCUAAACCCACAUGACUCUAAAAGCUAUGUCUGUUUUGGGGAUGCCCUGGCUCAUUUUCCCCUCUGGUGGGAAGGGAAUCCUUUUAAACCAUGUCUUCUGAUCAGACUAAACAGCAGGUGUCGAUAGCUCUGCCAGGUUCUCUGAGCAGUCCUUUGGGAAGGACUGAUUGCUGGGGCUUUCUGGGGCUUCAUCAGACGCCUCUGCGCAUCUCCAGCUGCUGUCCUAUCGCCCCUCUGCCUUUGUUUCCCCAUGCCCAGCAUGUCCUGUAAUAAAACCGGAGAGCCUAAGGUACCUUAGUGCUUUUCCUUCGAGAAGGA
This is a messenger RNA of Apodemus sylvaticus (European woodmouse), 3384 nucleotides long. It is a transcript of the gene Selenon, whose product is annotated as selenoprotein N. Gene Ontology annotation, biological process: skeletal muscle fiber development; calcium ion homeostasis. The transcript is spliced from 12 exons. NCBI's taxonomy places the organism in Eukaryota, Metazoa, Chordata, Mammalia, Rodentia, Muridae. Gene Ontology annotation, cellular component: endoplasmic reticulum membrane. Gene Ontology annotation, molecular function: calcium ion binding. The record is from RefSeq and is a predicted model, not a curated record.